Physella acuta is the source of this 6032-nucleotide messenger RNA. RefSeq lists its product as uncharacterized. The record is from RefSeq and is a predicted model, not a curated record. NCBI's taxonomy places the organism in Eukaryota, Metazoa, Mollusca, Gastropoda, Physidae.
UAGAACACACUUGCACCACUGCUGCUAUAAUUUUAAAUUCCCCUCGUUGUUACUGAAUUGUUCUCUUACAUAUCUAGAAUUUAUAAAUUAAAAUGUGGACCAGCUGGAAUCCUUUUAAAAGAAAGGAAAAGGAAGGAAAUGAAAAUUCUAAACAUUUUGGGAAUAAUAUCAGUGGUAAAGAAAAUUUACUUGCAAUGGCAGUGGUCAACAAUCAGAACAAUGAGAUGAACAAUCAGAAUCUGUUUCAAAAUUUGAAUCAGAAUUUCAACAGAACAUCUAGAUUUAGGUCUAGUAGAAAUUCACGAGAGAUAGAUCUAGAUUUGAAUAACUCGGCCUCAUCAGGAUUAUUUUCUGAAUCUGAUACCAAAAAUGUUGACAGCAAUUUUGCUCAGGAAUCAAGUUUAAAUACUUCAGCCAAUGGGAACUAUAAUAAUAAUCCUCACCAGAAGAACUUGACACCAGAGCAUAUGCCCUCUAGAGCAAGUACUGGAGUGCAGGAGCAGCUGAACACAUCUCAGGCAUGGCAUUCCAAGGGAACUGACAGGCUUAUAACUGUGGAGUCACCUGCUGAUCAGAUGAUGGCACCUAAGAAAUUUAGUGGAGUUCAUGGACCAUUGCUAUCUUCCCCUAUAGUUCCUAAAGUUAGGAGAGCUUUAGAAUCUAAUGUUGGGUUAAGGAGCUCACAGUCACCUUUUUCGCCUGUAUCUAAACCUCUGGGCAGGUCCCUGAGCUUAAACCAUGGAUCAGUAGUUAAUCCAACCAGAUCAACAGCAGGGCAGGUUCCAUGGGUUAGACUUAAGAAGAGAGAAUCACUAGGCCUGACAGAAUUAAUGGCAGGAAACACAGCACAAAGCCCUAACACAAUUAAACUAUCAACUCCAGAUGUCAGGCUGCCUUCAGCCCCUGUAUUUAAGAGUACCCCAUUGAUUGUGACAACAGAGCCAAACAGAUUGUGUGCAGUGGAUACAAAAGCUGUUGUGUCAGCCAUACGAGAAAAAAGGAAAAGAUUAGGAGUCAACCAGCAAGAAGAAAUGUUUUGUGAAGACUCAUGGACUUUAGCUGCUAAGAGAAGGCGCCAGGAUAGCAGCCAAUCAAAUGCCUCAUCAAUACCAACCAUGCCUGAAUCUUUACCAAACUUGAUUGGCUCACCUGGAUCUUCGCUACUUCAUAUUGCAAGCAUGUCUGAUCCACGUCCAUCAGCCGUUCCAGCCAUUGACCCAUUUGUCAGCCAUCACCAGCGUACCAUGGGGUUGGGUGGGGGGAAGCAGCUCUCACUACCACAGCAGCCCAACCCAGCUGGGAACAAGUCAGUGCUCAGAUCUAUCCAGUCUUCUCUCAGCUCUAGUCUUAGGGCAAAGACAAACCUGGCAUUGCUUCAACAAAGUGGUAUAGAUUUAAAACGAGUUAGAGGGAUAGCAAAUGAUCAAACACGCAGGCUGUCAUUUGGUACGGAUCAAUCCAGGUUGGAGGAUGAUGCCAGAAUUGAUGAGCCUGCAUCCAAGACUUCACGACAAGAUACACUUCCUGUUUCUACAUCAGCCAUGCCAGACAACAUAAGUCAAACCUUAGCUACGAUGGCAGCCACCCCACUAGCAGAUAGAAUGAUAGCAGAAGGUGUUGUCUUAAGAAAACAAAGUGUCUCCCUCAAUCACAGUCCAGCUACACCUCUUAAGGCCAUGCACACUACCAUUCAAGUCAGCAUGUCAGACUUUGAAAAAGAUCGGCAGAAAGAAUACCAGAGACGAGUUUUAGAUCUUUUAGGCGAUGACAGUGUCCAUAUUGAUGGGAAAGGAAGCAAAUCCUCUUCUGAGUUAUCAAUGAUAUCAUCAAGAGCUCCAUGUACAUCUCCUGUGACAGCUGAGCAAGGAAUGGCUGCCACAUCAGCUGCUGUCAGCGCCAGUUUGGACUGUUUGAAUAAACUAGUGCAGUCUGCUACUACCCCCAUUGUCAGUUCUGUGUCAUCAGCAGCAAGCAGCUUGUCACACUUACUCAGCCAAGACACAGGUAACUGCACUGUUAGUUCAGUGCAGCCUGUGUGUCCUGAAGGAGCAAGUGUUUCAACAGCUGCCCCAUCCAAUGUGUCCUCUCCAGCUUUACCAACACAGACAGUGCCAACUUCUUUCAGUUCUCAGUUUCCAACAACCAGCCCCACAUCUUUACCAACACAGACAGUGCCAACAUCUUUCAGUUCUCAGUUUCCAACAACCAGCCCCACAUCUUUACCAACACAGACAGUGCCAACAUCUUUCAGUUCUCAGUUUCCAACAACCAGCCCCACAUCUGGUGCUGUUGCAUCCACUACAUCUGCUGCAUCCACUACAUCUGCUGCAAAUUCUCUCCCACUCGCAGGAUUUGGUUCCUCUACGGCACCCAGCACAGGAUUUGGUUCCUCUACGGCACCCAGCACAGGAUUUGGUUCCUCUACUGCACCCAGCACAGGAUUUGGUUCCUCUACGGCACCCAGCACAGGAUUUGGUUCCUCUACUGCACCCAGCACAGGAUUUGGUUCCUCUACUGCACCCAGCACAGGAUUUGGUUCCUCUACGGCACCCAGCACAGGAUUUGGUUCCUCUACAGCACCCAGCACAGGAUUUGGUUCCUCUACUGCACCCAGCACAGGAUUUGGUUCCUCUACGGCACCCAGCACAGGAUUUGGUUCCUCUACUGCACCCAGCACAGGAUUUGGUUCCUCUACUGCACCCAGCACAGGAUUUGGUUCCUCUACGGCACCCAGCACAGGAUUUGGUUCCUCUACUGCACCCAGCACAGGAUUUGGUUCCUCUACGGCACCCAGCACAGGAUUUGGUUCCUCUACUGCACCCAGCACAGGAUUUGGUUCCUCUACAGCACCCAGCACAGGAUUUGGUUCCUCUACGGCACCCAGCACAGGAUUUGGUUCUGCUACGGCACCCAGCACAGGAUUUGGUUCCUCUACGGCACCCAGCACAGGAUUUGGUUCUGCUACGGCACCCAGCACAGGAUUUGGUUCCUCUACAGCACCCAGCACAGGAUUUGGUUCCUCUACUGCACCCAGCACAGGAUUUGGUUCCUCUACGGCACCCAGCACAGGAUUUGGUUCCUCUACUGCACCCAGCACAGGAUUUGGUUCUGCUACGGCACCCAGCACAGGAUUUGGUUCCUCUACGGCACCCAGCACAGGAUUUGGUUCCUCUACAGCACCCAGCACAGGAUUUGGUUCCUCUACGGCACCCAGCACAGGAUUUGGUUCUGCUACGGCACCCAGCACAGGAUUUGGUUCCUCUACAGCACCCAGCACAGGAUUUGGUUCCUCUACUGCACCCAGCACAGGAUUUGGUUCCUCUACAGCACCCAGCACAGGAUUUGGUUCCUCUACUGCACCCAGCACAGGAUUUGGUUCCUCUACGGCACCCAGCACAGGAUUUGGUUCCUCUACUGCACCCAGCACAGGAUUUGGUUCCUCUACGGCACCCAGCACAGGAUUUGGGCAUUCAGCCAUUGCAUCUUGUACAGGUGAAACAGCUCAAAGUUUGACACCAGCCUUGGGUCUAUUCAAGCAGUCUCAGACUGCCAGUCCCAUGCAGCCAACUACUGCAGUCUUGAGUGUUGAUCCAUCUCAACAAUCCAGAUUUCCUUCAGCCCAGCCAAGCCUAGCCUCCAGCAGUCAAAGUGCAGCCAAUCCUGGCUUUAAUUUCAGUGCAGCUCCUGCCAGCUCAGCAGGCUUUAACUUUGCUGGAACUGCUUCAACGCUGUCUUCUGGAUUUAGUUUUGGUAGCAAGCCUAUCCAGCAGCUUGCAGCCACUUGCCCCAGUAGUCAGCCACCAGCCAGCACAUCAAGUCAGCCACAGUCUGGCUUCACUUUUGGCUCAACACAAGCCAACAGCAGUGGCUUUGGGGGAAUCCUGCCAACUACAACAGCCAGUUUUUCUUUUAGCACCGGAUCACAACCUGCACAAGCCUCACAACCAAGUGCAUCAGCCUUUGGGGGGUUUAGCACAGCCCCAGUCAAUGCAGCAUCAAGUGGGUUUCAAGUAAACAACUCGUCCAGUUUGAAUGCUGGCAAUCUUGUAGCUCCAGCUUUAUCCAGCUCUCAACCCUUUUCAUUCUUUGGUUCAACAGCUGCUAGUAGUGCAUCAGCAUUUAGUUUUGGACAAAGCACAACAAGCACAGCCUCCACCCAGCCAAGCUCUGGCCCUUCAUUUGGUAGUAACCCAAGCCUGAGUUUUGGUGCUUCAACUUUUGGUCCAGCUGCUUCAGCCAAUGUUGCUAGCAACAACAGCUCCAGUUCCUUUGGUACUAGUUCUGCCCCCUUGUUUGGCACCAACACAGUAACAGAAAACACAGCAGGAUUUGGCAGAUCUACUCCAUUUGGUAAUAAUGGUCCAAAUUCAGGAAUUUCCACACCUUUUAACUUUUCAGCACCUAUGACAUCAGCACCUGCAUUUGGAUCUGCAACUGCACCCAUUCCUUUUGGCUCUACUGUAAGUGUAACACCGGCUACUUUAGGGACUUCAAAUUUAUCAGCAAAACCCUUUACUUUUGGGGCUGCCAAUACAGUGCAGCAGUCAACUUUUGGGGCUGCCAAUACAGCGCAGCAGUCAACUUUUGGGGCUGCCAAUACAGCGCAGCAGUCAACUUUUGGGGCUGCCAAUACAGCGCAGCAGUCAACUUUUGGGGCUGCCAAUACAGCGCAGCAGUCAACUUUUGGGGCUGCCGAUACAGCGCAGCAGUCAACUUUUGGGGCUGCCAAUACAGCGCAGCAGUCAACUUUUGGGGCUGCCAAUACAGCGCAGCAGUCAACUUUUGGGGCUGCCACUACUCACGUAACAUCAAUUUUUGGCCAGAAUUCCACCCCAGUGUUUGGAUCAGCACCCUCACAACCUACUGUGCCUUUUGGGGCUCCAACAAGCACAACUGCAGCAUUUUCAUCCAGUGCUUUUGGUAGCACAGCUGUACAAAAGCCAGCCUUUGGAAUAGCCAGUCCAACCUUUGGUUCUUCAACAGCUUUUGGAACAAAUCAGCCAGGGUCUAUUUUUGGAUCAACAAACCCAGCCCCUGCAUUUGGACAGGCUUCCACUUCUCACCAGUUUGGUGGUGCUGCAUCCAAUUCAUCAGGUGCCACCUUGUUUGGAGCUUCCAAUGCUUCAGGGUUUGGUGCCCCUACAACCCAAGCAGGAUUUAAUUUUGCAGCUGGCCAGCCACAGCUUGCUACCACCUUUAAUGUACAGUCUACAAAUCUUUCAUCCUCUGGCUUCAACUUCAACCAGGCCCAAGCUCCUUCUGGGGGAUUCAACUUUACAGCUCAGUCUCCUGCCAAACCAUCUUUUACCACUCCAAAUCCUGGUGGCUUUGACUUUAGAUCUUCAGUCCCUGGCAGUUUCAAUUUUAGUGCCACUUCAGGUCCUCCUAACAUGUUGACACCCCAGACUCCAACCUCCAUCAAUAGACCAAGAGCAGCAGCUAAAUCCAAGAUUCGAAGAGGUGCCAGGCGAUAGUCACAUUUAAUGUACACACUUGUACACUUCUACAUCAGUGCUUGGUUUUAUGUCACAUUUAAUGUACACACUUGUACACUUGUAGAUCAGUGCUUGGUUUUAUGUCACAUUUUAAAAUGUUUCAAUACAUGGAGUUAUCCAACUGUCAUGGGUAUCCUCAAUGCAAAGUCUUCUAACUCUAAUGGUUUUCUUAAGUUUACUGCUGUUGGAAUGCCAUGUUCAGUGUCUAAAUCAACUUUCUGUAACUGACAGUUCAAAUUUAUUAGAUUGUAGUAGAUAACUUUUAUUUUUAACUAUAUUUUAAAAUUGAAUCUAAACUUGAAGAAACCAAUUGUUUGUAACAAACAGUUGAUACAUUGAGCAUUUCUUGUAUUGGUGCCAUUGAAAAGUCUUUAUUUUUAGUAUUUUUUGUGACUGAAUUAUUUAAUUGCUAAAAAUGUAUACAACUAGUUUCUAAUAUUGCAAAACAAGCCUUUCUUUUUUUUUUUUGUAAAAAAAAAGUAAUUUGGUAUUAGUAAAAAAAAGAAUUCAGAAAAUUAGUUUCAUGAUGCUAUUUUU